AUGGCUUACAAAAGCAAGCUUAUUGAGUUAGCAUCAAUAGCCGACACUCCUUCCAACCUAUUGUCUGGAGGAAAUCACGGGUCACAUGAGAACCAGGAGCUUUCAGCUGGUGAGCUUCGAAAUCUAGCUCGCAUUCUAAGCCAACUCUCGAGUUUGCAGCCACAGAGCGCGAAAUCGAGUACCAAUUUGCUUGCGGAUCCAGCAAGUGUUUACUUCCUACAUCCAGGUGAGAAUCCUGGAGUUUCUAUUGUCCCAAUUGUGCUGAAUGCUAAGAACUACAAUUCCUGGUCAAGAGUCAUGAAAUUAGCACUAAAAUCAAAGAAUAAGAUAGGCUUUGUUGAUGAAACCAUUGUGAAACCAGAUAAAAAUGAUCCUGCAUAUGUAGCAUGGGAUAAAUGUAAUACUUAUGUUAUUUCUUGGUUAAAUCUAUCAUUGAGUGCUGAGAUUGCACAGAGUGUUGUUUGGAAUGAAACUGCUGUAGAUGAAACUACUGUAGAUUUAUGGCUUGAUUUGAAGCACAGGUAUUAUCAUGGAGACAGAUACAGGAUUGCUGAAUUAGAAGAAGAGUUGUAUGCUAUGAAACAAGGGAAUCUAAGCAUAACAAAUUAUUUCACCAAGUUGAAGGCUAUUUGGGAAGACAUUGACAGUUUCAAACCAGUUCCACAAUGCAAGGAAUGCUCUGAAAAAUGUGACUGUGGCUUAGGAACUAUGAGAGAUUAUCGAGAUGAAACUUAUGCAGUGAGAUUUUUAAGAGGAUUGAAUGAGCAGUAUGGGAUUGUGAUAUCCCAAUCAUGCUGAGACAUCAAUGAAAUUUUUUCUCUACUUAUUCAGCAAGAGAGACAGUUUAAUGGAUCAGAUUUGGAGACUCAAAACUUUACAGUUUUGGCCAAUUCAAUUCAUAAUUUCAACAAUAAUUCAAGCAGUGUUUCCAGAGGAAGAGGACGAGGACGAGGAAUCCGUGGAGGUAGAGGUGGAAGAGGAGGAAGAAAUUCAGCACCUAAGACCUGUUCUCAUUGUCACAAGGCAGGGCAUCUUGUGGAUACUUGUUACCACAAAUAUGGAUUUCCACCUCAUCUACAGAGGCAAAAAUGGCCACGAGAGACUAGCAAUGGAGCUAUGGCCAAUAAUAUUGUUGCUGGAAUUGAAGGGAGCAGUACCAACAAUGUCAAGCAGGACAAGGAAGCUGAUGGUCAAUCCCAAUUCAAUCAGAGUUUGAGAGAUGCACUGCUUACCUUUCUUCGGCAGGAGUGUGCACAGUCUUCUCAAGGAACAAGUGUGAGAGAUGUCGAUCAAUCAAAUGCAGGAAAUGGAGAAUCGGACCUCUUUGAAGAUGAUUGGCACAGCUAGAGCAAAGCAUGGAUUAUACAUGAUGGAUUUUUUCGCAUUAGAGUUAGCACACAGGGACAACAUGGAAAAUACAACAUACAAUAGGAAUACUAGGAUUCUAGAUCCGCAAAGUCAUAGUGACAAGAUUUUACUUUCUUCUAAUCUUAGGACAGCAAAUUCGGUUACACAAACUUCAUGUUUUUCUGUUGAGAAUUUAUGGCAUUUUAGAUUGGGU
This is a messenger RNA of Arachis stenosperma, 1561 nucleotides long. RefSeq lists its product as uncharacterized. The transcript is spliced from 3 exons. Lineage: Eukaryota; Viridiplantae; Streptophyta; Magnoliopsida; Fabales; Fabaceae. The coding region runs from base 1 to 798 and encodes 265 amino acids. The record is from RefSeq and is a predicted model, not a curated record.